GGGAGAGCGAAGUAGGCUCAUCCUCCUCCUCGCCGGUGUUGCUUCGCUCAAGGAUUUCGGCUGCAUCUCGUGGCCGGCCAUGGAUGGAGAGACGAGCUGUUCUUCGUGGGACAGUGACGAUGAGUACCAGAAGUUCAUCCAAAAGAUGAACCCUCCAAGGGUUGUGAUUGACAACACAUCAUGUGCGAAUGCAACAGUUGUGCAUGUAGACAGUGCCAACAAGUAUGGGAUACUGUUAGAGGUAGUGCAGGUCCUCACCGAGCUGCAACUCAUAGUGAAGAAAGCCUACAUAUCAUCGGAUGGUGGAUGGUUCAUGGAUGUGUUCAAUGUGACUGACCAAAAUGGGCUGAAGAUAAUGGAUGAAUUGGUUCUGGAUGAGAUAGUACAGUAUAUCCAUAAGUGUCUCAGGGCUGAUUCUUGCUUUCUUCCUUCGCGGAGGAGAUCUGUUGGAGUGGAGCCUUCCUCUGACUACACUUUGAUAGAGCUAACUGGAACUGAUAGGCCUGGUCUGCUCUCAGAAGUGAGCGCCGUUCUGACAAACCUGGAGUGCAAUGUGGUGAAUGCAGAGGUGUGGACUCAUAACAAACGAGCAGCAGCAGUCAUGCAAGUCACGGAUAGGAAAACGGGGCUGGCAAUCUCAGAUACAGUGCGGCUUGGUAGAAUAAAGGAGCGACUUAGCUUUGUGUUCAAGGGGAGCAACAGGAGUCAAGACACCAAGACAACUGUGACAAUGGGGAUAACCCACACAGACCGGAGGCUUCACCAGAUGAUGCUGGAAGAUCGGGAUUAUGAAAGGUAUGACAAGGAUAGGACAAGUGUCAACCCCACACCGAUGGUUUCGGUUGUUAAUUGGCUCGACAAGGAUUAUUCUGUGGUGAAUAUUCGGUGCAAGGAUCGGCCAAAGCUUCUCUUCGACACAGUUUGCACCCUGACAGAUAUGAAGUAUGUGGUUUUCCAUGGGAGUGUGGAUUCUGAGGGCCCUGAAGCUUAUCAGGAAUAUUACAUUAGGCAUAUUGAUGGCUCACCUGUCAACUCUGAGGCUGAACGACAACGAGUCAUCCAGUGUCUUGAAGCUGCUAUAGAAAGGAGAGUAUCCGAGGGGCUGAAGCUCGAGUUGUCGACUGGUGAUAGAGUGGGACUGCUAUCAGAUGUCACACGCAUCUUCCGCGAGAAUGGCUUGACGGUUACGAGAGCUGAAGUUUCGACAAAGGACGACAAGGCUGUCAACACUUUCUAUGUCCGCGAUGCAGCAGGGAGCUCAGCCGUCGAUCUGAAGACACUUGAAGCUAUACGCGAAGAGAUAGGCCAGACUGUGCUUCAAGUAAAAGGGCAUCCUGAUCACCGCAAAUCAACUCCGCAAGAAUCGCCAUCUAGGUUCCUCUUCAGCAGUCUGUUCAGACCAAGAUCACUGUAUAGCCUAGGGCUGAUCAGGUCCUGAGUUCUUCUGCGUGUCAGCUCAAUCCACAGAUCGACAAGCAUAGCAUGCCGUAUCAACAAACACAUCACAUAGUAUACACCCCGUAGUCUCGGUCCAAUGAAGGGAAGAUGAUCCAUCGACGCAGUUGUACCUGGCAUUGAUCAGAUGAGAAGCCAAGCAUGGAAGCAACAGUCGCAUGAAUUACAGUAGGUUCUGUAGAAGUGCCCACCGCUGUACAUAAACCCCAACCCUUUCUAGUUCCAAAACUGUAAAUACCAAUAUCUCCCUUGCCUCAUCAACAACGUUUCCAAAGAACCUGCCAUGGUUUCACCGAUGUUAAGCUCAGUUCUUCCUCAACCCAAGUGGCCUGAAAUAUCAAUUAACUUACUGCCACACCACACCAUACAUGCGGCUGCUGUGUCUGCU
Messenger RNA from Oryza brachyantha (malo sina), 1843 nucleotides. RefSeq names its product ACT domain-containing protein ACR4. The record is from RefSeq and is a predicted model, not a curated record. The coding region runs from base 80 to 1438 and encodes 452 amino acids. NCBI's taxonomy places the organism in Eukaryota, Viridiplantae, Streptophyta, Magnoliopsida, Poales, Poaceae. The transcript is spliced from 8 exons.